GGGCGACCAAUUCUUCAUCCUGCAUUACUGUUCCUACUCGAUCCCCCAGAAAAACAAGCGACGAGAUGGAUGAGAACCCGUUCAACGCUGCCUCUCAGGGCGCUGAGGAGAUUGAUCUCUAUGAGCUUCUGAGUAUCGACAGAACAGCAACACCAGACCAGAUCAAGAAGGCUUACCGCAAGGCCGCCCUCAAGUAUCACCCAGACAAGGUUCCCGAAGAGCAGCGAGAAGAGUCCGAAGCCAAGUUCAAGGAAGUCACCCAGGCCUACGAGAUUCUCAGCGAUGAGCAGAAGCGCGAGCUCUACGACGUCCACGGCAUGGCCGCCUUCGACAAGUCCCGCGGCGGCCCCGGUGGCCCCGAGGUCGACCUCAACGACAUCCUCUCCCAGAUGUUCGGCUUCGGCAUGGGUCCCGGAGGCCCUGGCGGUCCCGGUGGUCCUGGCGGCCCCCGCCGCCCGAGACGAGGUCCCGACGAGGACCAGGAGUACAAGGUGACGCUGGAGGAGCUCUACCGCGGCAAGACUGUCAAGUUUGCCGCCAACAAGCAGGUUCUCUGCGGUCAGUGCAAGGGCUCUGGCGGCAAGGAGAAGGCCAAGUCUUCGGCUUGUGAGCGCUGCAAGGGUAACGGCAUCGUCGAGGCCUUCCGCCAGAUCGGCCCCGGCAUGAUGCGACGAGAGACUGUGCUGUGCGACCACUGCCAGGGCGCCGGCCAGGUCUUCAAGGAGAAGGACCGCUGCAAGAAGUGCAAGGGCAAGCGGACAACCCAGGAGAAGAAGGUCCUCGAGAUCUACAUCCCUCGAGGUUCCAUGCAGGGCGAGCGCAUCGUCCUUGAAGGUGAAGCCGACCAGUACCCGGACCAGACCCCUGGAGAUAUUGUCUUCACUCUGGUCGAGGAACCUCAUGACAUCUUUAACCGUAUCGGCCACGAUCUGUCGGCCGAGUUGACUGUGACGCUGGGCGAGGCUCUAUCGGGCUUCUCGCGGACAGUGCUCAAGCACCUCGACGGCCGAGGGAUCCGCAUCGAGAGACCACGAGGCAAGAUCCUGCGACCCGGUGACAUCCUCAAGGUGCCCGGCGAGGGUAUGCCCAUGAAGCGAGGCGAUGCCAAGGGUGACCUCUACCUGAUUGUCAAGGUCGAGUUCCCCGAGGAUGGUUGGCUGAAGGACGACUCGGCGUAUGAUGCCCUGCAGAAGAUGCUCCCUGCUGCCCCCAAGGACAUUGAAGCCGAAGAGGUUGAUGACGUUGAGUACGAGGACGACGCCGACAUCGAAAAGAUGGGCGAGAGCGCUGGUGAACGGUUCGGCGACCAGUGGGAGGAUGACGACGAUGACAUGGGCGAUGGCCAAGCGCAGUGCCAGACGCAGUAAGCAUAUAAUCAUGUGCAUGAAGCGAGCAUAGAGCAGCGCAGGCCUAGAGACGACGCGAGUAUCUGUCUUGGGUUAAUGAAGUGACGACGAUUUCAAGAUCAGGGGGCAGUCAGCUCAAGCCAAGGCGGCCAGAAGGAGCUGACAGAGCCCAAAAGAUACCAGGAAUCUUUUUCAAAAAGGGGACAAACAGAGAGAUGAUGGUCAAUGUUUUUGUUACGGAUGAGGAUCAUCCAUGGAUUGCAUCACCACUCUUGGAUUCGGAAGAAGGGACUGGGUUUCACUCCGGAAGAUGAGUGAAGGGUUCCCUUGCAUGGGAAAAAAAGACAAAAUAGAUGCCCGUGCAUAUAGGAAAACAUGUGCAUUAGAACUUGACGUAGACUGUUGAUGAUUUGAACAGUUCGAGGC
This is a messenger RNA of Fusarium vanettenii 77-13-4, 1772 nucleotides long. RefSeq lists its product as uncharacterized. The record is from RefSeq and is a predicted model, not a curated record. Bases 66 to 1367 code for a protein of 433 amino acids. Gene Ontology annotation, molecular function: Hsp70 protein binding; ATP binding. Gene Ontology annotation, biological process: response to heat; protein refolding. The transcript is spliced from 4 exons. Gene Ontology annotation, cellular component: cytoplasm. NCBI's taxonomy places the organism in Eukaryota, Fungi, Ascomycota, Sordariomycetes, Hypocreales, Nectriaceae.